This is a messenger RNA of Carassius auratus (goldfish), 8831 nucleotides long. RefSeq names its product BCL11 transcription factor A a (gene bcl11aa). The record is from RefSeq and is a predicted model, not a curated record. Lineage: Eukaryota; Metazoa; Chordata; Actinopteri; Cypriniformes; Cyprinidae. Gene Ontology annotation, cellular component: nucleus. The transcript has 3 exons. Gene Ontology annotation, biological process: negative regulation of dendrite development; regulation of transcription by RNA polymerase II. Gene Ontology annotation, molecular function: DNA-binding transcription factor activity; RNA polymerase II cis-regulatory region sequence-specific DNA binding. Bases 3635 to 6088 code for a protein of 817 amino acids.
AACGUAUUUCUCCAACAUUAUCCAACUCCGAGGGAUUCAUAACAUGUUUUCUUUGUUUUGCAUUUGGACACAGAUUGGUGUUAGAGGUAAAAGUAUUUACCAGACAACUCGUUUAUAUCAAAUCAAACUGACAGGUGCUCUUUGAGUGCUAAAACUAAAAGUUUUAAAAGAAUUGGCCAAAUCAUGGGAUAGUCUUGAAAUCUAUCAUGUUUACAAAUGGAAUGCAUGCGGAUAAAGAAAACGAAAUUACAACAAAAAGCCACAUAAUGCUCAUUUUUAGCUUGAAAACUCUUUCCAAUUAAAGUUAGUCAGAUAUAAAUGAACACACUGGCGCUCUCUCUAUCUCAUACACACAUAGUGCACGCGAGGGUUUUUACUCAGUGUUAAUCUUUCGCUGUUAAACCCUAAAUGCCAUUAAAGCCCCUCUUUCAACAUGACAUCAGCGCUGGACAACAGUUGCAGGAAAACAGAUCUGCUGAUGAAUUGCCAGAGCUAGUGGGAAAAUGAGAGGAGUGAAGCAUGAACAGGGCGAUGGGCGUUGAUUUAUCGCAUAAGCCCUCGGUCAUUUCCAUAUAUUAAAAUGCGCCCAAGGGGCCAGUCAUUCCGUUUUUGAGCCACUACCCCUGUCUUGCUCUUUUCCCUCUUCUGACCCAUGCACCAAUAUUCAUUUGGUAGUCUUAAAUAGUGAAACCUUAGCCAUGAAGGUCGCAUUUUUAAUAAAGUGAUCUAGCAGCAAUAGUCAUGGUAUUAUGUAGGUUUGGCAAUCUGGUUUUUGUGUCAUCCACAGGGCCUGGUGCAUUGAGCUGAGACGUUAUUUUAAGCAUGAAUCUGUCAUCGCACUUUCCUCUCACUCUCAUUUCCAGUCGCUUCCUCUGACACUCUCUCACACAAAAGCGCCUUUUCUGUACGAGCGAGCGCGCCUGACCGUGCAUUGAAGAGAUGGAUAUUGCAAUGCAUUUAACGUCUGGCUGAUUUAUGAUGGGAUCAGUCGCAUUGUCAUUUACAUAUUGAGAUUCUGUUUGUACGCGGCGCUUUGUUGCUGCCUGAUAGCUCCCAUUCUUGAAGGAGGUGUAAACGCUCCGUUUGCGCUGAUCAAUGCCCGCCUGGAGCAGGGACAGACUUUCAGUAAAGUAAAAAUAUGGGGGAAAAAGGCGGUCCAUCAGCCAAUGGCCUGAGUGGGCACGUGCCAUGGUUAGUGUUACUGAAAUGCAUGAACAUCCCCAAAUUUGUACAGCAUCGAAAGCCUAUAGAGAACGAUCGUUCAGUCGAAAGCAAACGCUGGUUACACACGUCGCAUCCUAACCACAUUAAUAUUAGAUAUUCACGCGUACUGAAAUAUUCCUUUUGAUUUUGUAGAGAUGGUUUCAUGCAAACUUAAAGUUUUUACAAUAGCCUGCAAUCAACGGUUUCCGACUACAUUAAUCCUAACAAAUAAAUAAGUUUUUUUUAAACACGCAAGGUUAAACAAUGCAGUCUUUCUGUGGGAUGUAAGGACUGCAGAGCACAAUCCCUCUUGAGAGGUCCUAAAGGAUUCCGUGGUGUAUUUCUGUCAAUCACGCUUCACGAUCGCAGAAACAGGCGCUUACAUAUAAAAGUCAUAAUUAGAGCCUUGAUUCUGUAUAUAAUAAUCUUCUAUGCUUACUUUUUAUUAUCCAGAAACCAAUUUAUGCUGGUGUUUUAAAGAGCCUAGAAAUCAAAGCAGUUAUCUGAAUUAACUUAUGAAAUACAAAUAAUCAUAUAGCCAAAACAAGAACCCUUUAUGUUUCUUUGAAUACCAUUCUUUGCUUAAAAGCACCUUAUUAUUAUUAUAAAAGUUUUUUUAAAGAAUAAUACAAUUUACGCGCUGUACUCUUAAAAGUGCUUUAAAUGCGUCUUGCUCCCUUUGUGCAUGCUGGAGAAUAGUGCGCUGCACUGACACGAAAUCAAAGGCUUUAUAUAGAAAAUUCAGAUCGAUACGGUGCUUUAAAUCAUAUGCACUUGUUGAGAACAAUGACCUAAAAAGCAUCGGCAGUGUUGUACAGUCGAGCGAAUCCAUUGCCAGUCCCAGAUAGCCCGCGCGCAGAGUUGACCUUUUUACCCAGGGCAAAUCUGACUCAACUUUCGCGUAAAGGUCUGACACCUCGCGCCGAGAGAGAGGGAGAGAAAAAAAAAAAAAAACACACACGCACCAGCUCAGCGAUCAGUCUUGGUCCAGAGACAAAGAUGUCAGCGUAUAAGCCUGCAAAGCAGUUUCACUCACUCUCUCGCUCGCUCGCUUGCUCACGGGUCACGUAUUAUCUCCAGCAUUCGCCUUCAAUUCCGAUCGGUUCCCUAUUGAAUUGUGCAUUUUUCCCCGCUGACUGUCACUUGUUCACGCAGCCUCUGCUUUAAAUCUCUGGAGCAGUCGCUAUAGUCUGGUCGUACUUCUACUAGUUCGCAGGGGUGUCUCUCUCUUCCUCCCACCUCGUGGAUUGAACUAGCUUGUCAUCGCGUUCGGUUAUACGCUUCAUGUCUCUUUAAUUUCGAAUGGAUCGGCGCUGUUUACAGCAUCUUUAUAUUUCUAAAUCCACGCGGCGGCGGUUUAUUGACACCCCCCUCCUCCCCUCCAGUCGCCAUUCUCUAUAAUCUGCACACAUCUGAAAGUUAUUACCCCGUCCCCUUUCUUUCUAGUGGGCUGCUCCCACAAUCUAUUCGUCAGUGUUUUGUUAUAUUUUUACAAUUACACUCUUGUAGUAUUUAAGUCCCACCUACAUAGCGAGCGAGUGUCCUAUGCCGCUCUCUAUGUGAUGUCCCUUAAGUUUCUGUCUGUUCUGGAGGAAUGUGGCAGCGCGCGCGGCGGUUGAACCCACAUGCCCCGGCUCGGAACCUGUCUGUCCUGUUCGCGCAACCCGAUCGUGUGUCUCGCCGAGAAGCAGCUUGCGCGCUACUUCUGACUGACUGACUGUUUGACCAGGAGUUGAGUGACUGUGUUUGAAGCACCAUCAGUGUCCACUACGAAACCUUAUAUGCGAGGUUCCUCUCCCCUUCUCUUUGUAUAUAUAGCAUGUCCGGCCCCCUUGAAUCUCCUGUCCAUUGGCUUUUCGUGCUCUGUUUUCCUGCGUCCACCCCCAGCCCGCGCGCACGCACGCACACACACACACACUAGCCGCAGCGCACAUUGCUUUCAUUAAACAUAUCCCCCCCUCUCUCUCUUCUUGUGCACGAGUGUCUCUCGCUCUCUCUCUCUCUCGCCUCUUGUCCGGCCCCCUGAUCUUUCUGUCCAUUGGCUUCUUCGGGUCUAUUUUUCAUGUCCAGCCCCUAAUGAGUGUCCAUUGGUUUUGUUAUUUCCACUCCCUCCUCCCACUCCACGGCUUUGCCCUGCCCAUGUUCUGUAUGUCUAUGUCCAUCCAUCUCCUGACGUUCAAGUUCGCAGGGACGUCACGUCCGCACUUGAACUUGCAGCUCAGGGGGGCUUUUGCCAUUUUUUCAUCUCUCUCUCUCUCUUUUCAAAAAAGCCAUGACGGCUAUCCCACAAUCCAUCUUCCCUGCGCCAUCUUUGUAUUAUUUCUAAUUUAUUUUGGAUGUCAAAGGCAUUGAUGAAGAUAUUUUCUCUGGAGUCUCCCUUCUAACCCGGCUCUCCCGAUGUGAACCGAGCUGAAAGCCACCACCAACCACCAUGUCUCGCCGCAAGCAAGGCAAACCCCAGCACUUAAGCAAACGGGAUUUUUCGCCCGAGCCCCUGUCUGCCGUGGUCUCGGAGGAGAGGCAGGAACAGCGCGGGCUGGUACAGGUAGCUCCAGAGGGAGACCAGGACCUGCUCACCUGUGGCCAGUGUCAGAUGAACUUCCCUUUGGGAGACAUCCUUAUUUUCAUUGAGCACAAAAGGAAGCAGUGCAAUGGCACUUUGUGCAUGGACAAAGCAGUGGAUAAGCCCCCCUCGCCCUCGCACGGUGAGCUGAGGAGAGCCUCCAAACCCGUGGAGGUGGGCGUCCAGGUCACGCCGGAGGACGAUGACUGCUUAUCGACGUCUUCUCGAGGAAUCUGUCCCAAACAGGAAAACAUUACAGGUAAAGAUGAGCCCAGCAGCUACACGUGCACAACCUGUAAGCAGCCAUUCAGCAGUGCCUGGUUUCUGCUGCAACAUGCCCAGAAUACUCAUGGCUUUCGCAUCUACCUUGAGAGUGAGCGCGGAAGUCCGCUCACGACCCGUGUGGGAGCUCCUUCGGGAAUGGGUGCAGAUUGCUCCUCUCAGCCCCCCUUGCAUGGCAUCCAUCUCCCAGAGGGAAGCCCAUUCCACCUGCUGCGGAUACCCAACUCUGGACGUGAUGGACCUCCUCUCCGAGAGGGUCGGUUUCCCCCUACGCCACCUCUCUUUAGUCCUCCACCUCGCCAUCACUUGGACCCUCAUCGUAUGGAGCACCUGAGCCCGGAGGAGCUGGCUUUGGCCACCCACCACCCGAGUGCCUUCGACAGGGUGCUGCGCCUCAACACCAUACCUAUGGAUCCCCCAGCUAUGGACUUCUCUCGUAGGUUGAGGGAGCUGGCUGGUAACACCUCAGGGUCAACUCCUCCUCUCUCACCCAACAGGCCCAGCCCUAUGCAACGGCUACUACAACCAUUCCAGUCAGGAACCAAGCCUCCCUUUCUCUCCACUCCUCCCCUGCCUUCCAUGCAGUCCCCCUCUGGCUCCCAGUCCACCCCGACCCCUCUUACGCAGCAGUCUAACACGCCAAUGAAGAGCAAGUCUUGUGAGUUCUGUGGGAAGACCUUCAAGUUUCAGAGUAAUUUAAUCGUGCAUCGACGUAGUCACACAGGUGAGAAACCUUACAAGUGCCACUUGUGUGACCAUGCCUGUACGCAGGCCAGCAAGCUAAAGAGGCACAUGAAGACACACAUGAACAAGUCAUCACCCAUGACUGUCAAGUCAGACGAUGGCUUGUCCACAGCCAGCUCCCCUGAGCCGGGAACCAGCGACUUGGUGGGUAGCGCCAGUAAUGCCCUCAAGUCCGUGGUAGCCAAAUUCAAAAGUGAAAACGACCGCCUGAUUCCAGAAAAUGGAGAGGAAGAAGAGGAAGAGGAGGAGGAGGAGGAGGAGGAAGAAGAGGAGGAAGAGGAAGAGGAGGAAGGAGAGGAGGAGGAGCUGGAGAGAGAGGGAGGUAGAAACAACUACCACUUCAGCCUCAACCUCGAGGCUGCACGGCACCAUGAGAACAAUGGCGGACGUCUGGGUGCGGGCGAGGACGGGAUCCCGCGCUCGCUGCCUGAGGUUAUGCAGGGCAUGGGCUUGGCUGCCAGCAUGCAGCACUACAGUGAGGCAUUUCAUCAACACAAACGAGGAGCCCUAAACUCUAACAAUGAUGCACAUAGGGGCAUGUGUGAUGAGGACUCGGCUCUGGAAUCAGACAGAGUGGAUGAGGGCUGUGGCUCAGCUAUCAAUGGUCGAGGUUCAUCCCCCAGUGAAUCUGCCUCUGUUGGUUUGUCCAAGAAACUCCUACUGGGCAGUCCUAGCUCACUUAGUCCUUUCUCCAAACGAAUCAAGCUGGAGAAGGACUUUGACCUCUCCACCCCUACAAUCCCCAACACUGAGAAUGUCUAUUCCCAGUGGUUGGCUGGCUAUGCUGCUUCCCGGCAGCUGAAGGACCCCUUUCUGAACUUCGGGGAUUCCAGACAAUCGCCUUUCGCCUCAUCUUCAGAGCACUCCUCAGAGAAUGGAAGCCUGCGGUUCUCUACGCCACCAGGGGACCUAGAUGGCGGCGUCUCGGGCCGCAGCGGGACGGGCAGUGGCGGCAGCACGCCACACCUAGGGGGUCCUGGUCGGCCCAGCUCAAAAGAUGGCAGACGCAGUGACACCUGCGAGUUCUGUGGCAAAAUAUUCAAAAACUGCAGCAAUCUGACAGUGCACCGGCGCAGCCACACGGGUGAACGGCCUUAUAAGUGUGAGCUCUGCAACUAUGCCUGCGCUCAGAGCAGCAAGCUAACAAGGCACAUGAAAACGCACGGGCAAGUGGGCAAGGACGUUUACAAAUGUGAAAUCUGUCAGAUGCCUUUUAGUGUGUACAGUACCCUUGAGAAACACAUGAAAAAAUGGCACAGUGACCGCGCAUUGAACAACGAAAUUAAAACUGAGUAGCGGUGGAUUGUGGUGGCUCACUUGCCUGUUAACAGCGAACAACACCUUACCCCACUCCCACCCUCAUCCUUGUAGAUUUCCCUGAUUCGCUAGUCCAGUGGCGGCUAAGACAACGUGCUUGGCACCACCAGCACACCCUUUUCAUUUACCGUUGAAUGCAUGAUCUGUAUCGGGGCAAUACUAUUGCAUUGACGCAAACUUGGAGCCUUUCUCUUGUGCAAUAAUUUACAUGUUGUAUACUUUUUCUUUUUUCUUUCCCAUUUUGGAAAAUUUGACAGCAUGCAUGAUAUAUUUGGGCUAAUUUAAAAAAAAUAAAUUGUCCCUGGUUGGUUAGUUGUUUAGUAAAUGUGUUGCUGUUUUAUUGUUCAUUAUUUUACAAAUGUUUUUUCCUUUCUUUUAAAUUUUUUUUUUUUUGAGAUCAAAGAAAAAGAAAAGAAAAAAGAACCAUGCUGCAUACAUUCUGUAAUACAUAUCAUGUACAGUUUUGUGUUGUAACAUGGAGGACUACAGGCUAUCGCUUAACCCUGUUUGGAUGGGCUGGAAGUCGCACUUAAACUAAUCUUUUAAAAAGAUGUUCUGUCCUCAUAGGGUUAAAAUACUAAUUGGCCCAUAUUAUGGAAUAAAAAUAAUUACAGCCUUUGGAUUUCUUAAAAAGGAAACAGCAUUAAGAUUGGAAUUUGUACUAUCAUUUGGUAAAACAAACAAAAAGAGUGCCUUGGAUAUCUUGAAAUUGCAUUGGUUAAUCUCAUCUGCUGUAAUUCUGGAGUCUCAUCUAGAUACUACAUAAGGAUCGAUCGGAUCCUCAGAAGGUUCUUGCAUCAAGUACCUUACCGCUAUAGUCAUCUGUGACUUUAGAGAGAAAUAGUAAUAAUCAAAAAUCUAAGGAAAUUUCUAGUUAAUCACCAUAAGGUACCUAUGUAAAACGUAUCCUUCCAUUGUGGUUUAUGUCCUGGGCAUGGCACAUGCAUUAUAUGGUGUGGGAUUCAGCCUUGUUUACUUCUUCUAUCUGAAGGUACUGUACUUGGCGGUACUAGUUUUAAGUCCACAAUCAUUUGACUUUUCUGUGUUUGUUCAAGUCUUCUCUUCAGUAGCACAACAUUUUGAUGUUUCUUUGAUGACCAUUGUUAGUGUGAACGUCCAUUGCGCAAGAAACACCUGAGGGCAUUUGGAGCAAACUAAUGUAAUAUACACUAGAGAAUUGGUUAAGAAAGCAUUGAAAUAUUUGCAGCUGUCAGUGAUGAUUAACUAUGAAUUGCCUACAGGUCUGAGUCAAAAUCUUAUUUCUUUAUUGCCUAUGUCUGAGCUCCCUAAAAGAAUAAAUGAACCUGAAAGACCGACCGAGCGAGAGCGAGACGCAGAGAGAGGGAAAACCAUACAUGUCACUUUUGUUACUUUGUUUUAUAUGAGUUUCACACAUGGUGUGGUAUAAGUUAAUUCAAGGAGAUUCUUUUUCAUCGUUGCAUUAUGACAUAAAUGACUCCAGACAACGGCUUUUGGUGCUUAGACAGCACCUUCCACUCUGCCCUUAUUUUUUUGGUAUUAGACAUGCUAAUUGGAAGUAUAGUAGUUGAAUAUAAAUUAAGAUUGCUUGCUUGUUGGACAACGAAGUGCACUGUUAAAGUUUCCCAGUUUACACAUAUUCACGAGAGGGAAAACUUCCUAAUGAAUCGAACAUGGUGUCAUUGUUUAAUGUAAAAAAGCCAACUCCUCCUCUCACCUCAUAAAGAUAAAGCCCAACUCCGAUAUAAAUAUUAUUGUGUCAAAGCACACAGUGCUUGACAAAGUACGGACAAUUGAAACUUGCUGCUUUCACUGCAAGAACUUUUUUUGUACAAAUCUUUUUUUUAAGUAUGAAAAUAAAAUAACUUUUUUAAAAAGCAAAAUUUCAUUAUCUUAGGGGAAACUGUAUUUAAGUUUGUUGUUUCUCUUUUCCUCUUUGUCUUGGUGGUGUUCAAGACUUGAUCACAAUAUAUAUAAAAUGGGAAAAAUCUGUGAUUUUUUUCCCCCUGCUUUUUCUUUCUUUUUUCAUCUUGGCUCUUCACAGCUCUUCAGGUCAAACUUGCAUUGGGGAAAGGUUUAAGAUUAUAUAUAAAAUAUAUAAUAGAGAAACUUAAAUAUAGGAAAGUGCACAUCAUGUCAGUUCCUAUGCUAAAACACAUUUAUGGUCUACUUUCUUCUGUAUUUCUAGAAUGGUAUUUGAAUUAAAUGUUCACCUAGUGUAGGUACUACAGUAUUUAUAUUGAGGCUUGUAUUUUUAACUGUUGCUUGUUCUCUCAAAAGGUAUUAUUGUACCUUUUUUGGUAGUGGAAAAAAAAACAACAAGCUGCCACGGUAUAUUUUUUUAAUUUGGCAGGAUAAUAUAGUGCGAAUUAUUUGUAUGUUUAAAAAAAGAAAAUGAAAAAAAAAAAAAAAAUCAAAUAAAAAAAUUUAAGUAUGUGGCAUUGUACAAAGGAGGCCAUUCAAUGGUUUCCCCGAGGAGUCUUUUGAGAAUGUCCACACUAGCUAAAACAGGUGGUUGUACAUAUCUUUUUUCUGUUCUUCUUUUUAAAAAUCUCUUUUGCUGCCAUUCUGUAUGCAGUACAGCAAGCUAAUGUUGGGUUGUUCUGUAGUGUGCUUCUGUCUUUUCACCUGUCUCACCUGAAUACAUUCCAGCAUCUUGAAAAAAAAGCUAACUUCAUAUGCAGUAAAAUACCAGUAAAUAAACAAACAAAAAUCAUUCAAAUAAAUGAAUUCAAAUAAUCAA